This is a messenger RNA of Alligator sinensis (Chinese alligator), 3774 nucleotides long. RefSeq names its product SH3 and cysteine rich domain (gene STAC). The record is from RefSeq and is a predicted model, not a curated record. Gene Ontology annotation, cellular component: extrinsic component of cytoplasmic side of plasma membrane. Bases 350 to 1573 code for a protein of 407 amino acids. Gene Ontology annotation, biological process: skeletal muscle contraction; positive regulation of voltage-gated calcium channel activity; positive regulation of protein localization to plasma membrane. Gene Ontology annotation, molecular function: transmembrane transporter binding. Lineage: Eukaryota; Metazoa; Chordata; Crocodylia; Alligatoridae. The transcript has 11 exons.
CACUGGGCUGACAGUCACGACUCUGUUCUACACCUUCAGGCUUCACAGAGGAAAGAAGGACCAAGAAAAACACAGAAAUAGGCACAUAACUGACCUACAGAUCCAUCAAUAACUUAAUUCCCUUGCAGCAGAAUUACAUAGGGGAAAGAGAGGAAAAGAGGGGAGGAGGAAGAGGAGGAGAAGAAAAAAAAAAUCCAGAGAAUUCUAGCCUUGCAAAUAUAGUCAAAUUGAGAAUGAGAGGAGUUCAUUUGCUCUAGAAGAACAGGGAAGAAAGAACAGAUUAAAUAAACAAAACAGGAGAAGAUUGUAGCUCCCUUCACGAUAGCAGCAGUAUUAUUACAGAAGUAAAAUGAUUCCUCCGUGCAGCACUACUGAAGUCAGCGUGGAUAGCGUGGAGAAAGAAAAUGAACUGGAGAAUACAGAUCAGCCCCCCUCUCCAGCAUCUACUACCAGCCAGGAAUCAAAGCUGCAGAAACUGAAGCGAUCACUUUCUUUCAAGACCAAAAGUUUACGGAGCAAGAGUGCAGACAACUUCUUUCAGAGGACUAACAGUGAUGUGAAGUUGCAAGUGGAUUUGCCGCCUGAGGUGAGCACCAGCACUGGCCAGCUCCCCAGCUCAGAGAACCAGACCUCCACCCCUACCAAAGUCCAACAGCAGGCAGAAAACAACAAGGCUCACGUUUUUCAGGAACACAUCUUCAAAAAACCCACAUUUUGUGAUGUAUGCAACCACAUGAUUGUUGGGACAAAUGCUAAACAUGGACUGCGCUGUAAGGCUUGUAAGAUGAGUAUCCAUCACAAGUGCACAGACAGUAUUGGACAACAACGUUGCAUGGGCAAACUGCCAAAGGGAUUUCGACGUUACUACAGUUCCCCACUGCUCAUUCAUGAACAGUUUGGCUGUAUCAAAGAAGUGAUGCCUAUUGCCUGUGGCAAUAAGGUUGACCCUGUCUAUGAAACCCUCCGCUUUGGAACUUCUUUGGCGCAGAAAACCAAGAAGGGCAGCUCUGGAAGUGGAUCUGACUCACCCAAGAGGAAUUCUACUUCAGACCUGGCAGAAGUUCCUGAGGAAACGGAUGGUUCAGGAGGCACAUUUGACAUAAACAGGAGACGCAGCAACAGUGUGUUUACAUACUCAGAAAAUGGCACAGAACACUUUGGAGAAGAACCAAAAAGAACAAACUCCCCAGUACAGGGACCGCUUUUCAAAAGCAUGUUACAAAUGAACACCUACGUUGCCUUGUACAAAUUUGUACCACAAGAGAACGAAGACUUGGAGAUGAGACCAGGUGAUAUGAUCACACUUUUGGAGGACUCUAAUGAAGACUGGUGGAAGGGGAAAAUUGAGGACCGAACUGGAUUUUUCCCUGCUAAUUUUGUUCAGAGAGUGCAACGAGAUGAAAGGAUUUACAAGUGUGUCCGAACAUUUAUUGGAUGCAAGGAACAGGGACAGAUAACACUGAAAGAAAACCAAAUCUGUGUGACAUCUGAAAAGGAGCACGAUGGCUUUAUCAAAGUGUACAGCGGGAAGAAGAAAGGCUUCGUCCCCAUAGACGUCCUAGAAAACAUCUGAUUUCAACAUUCCACUUGCGGCAGUAGGAGAGCUUUGUUGGCAAUGCCUGUCUCCCUCAUCUCACACUGUGUCAACCCAGAUGGGCUGUCUUGCAGAUGUUCAGGGAAUAAUGAGACAACUGCAACAACAAUGAAAAGACAUUUAGACUGUUAAAGUAACAACAAGAUUUUAUUUUAAAAAAUAAAAUAAAAAGAGGGUUGAUUCAAAGAAUAUGUAUCAGGAAACCUCCAAGGGGGAAAAGGGAUCAGGGAAGCUAAAAGGAAUAAGGUAAGACGUGUUUGGCCUUAGCUGAUUUUCAGGGCAAGACAGUUAUUAAUACCCUGAUGGAGACAGACAGCCGUUCUGAAGGACUAAACUUGCAUCCCGUCCUUGUCUCCUAAGAAACCUGUUGAACUGUAUUGUUGUUUGAUGUGUGAGUGGAAAAAAGAAAAGGUCCUUGUACUGCAGUCUGAUGCUUGUUAGUAAAGUGUGGCUCUAGAGUUUUGUCCACAGUAUUAGCCACAAUCAGUACAGCGUUUAAUCCAGAUGUUUAGUCUCAUAACAAAGCAGUUUGGAGACAUUGUGUAAACGUCAAUCUGAGAAGUGCACUUUGGUCUGGACAGCGAUGGCUUUCUCUUUCUCUGCGACUGCAAUGCAUGAAAGAGCAGCCUCAGCUUACAUGUCCCUUGUUUUUUGUCUGUAUACGAACAAAACUGUCAGCACAUGUUGGAUGUAAUGACUGUUGUGUUACCUGAUGGAGUUAGCUGAGUUCCUCCUCUUCAGAAUGUCUGACUGGAUGUAUUCCUCCAAGUUCCCUGCUCCUUUAUCUAAGGAUAGAAGUGACAAAAUGCUCAGAGCUGGGUGAGAGCCACAUGCUUGAGAAGUUUUAUAUUUUUCUGGUGUUUCUUACAUUUGGAAAGAUUUUAUAUCUCAGUCCUAUUAAUAAUAAAGGAAGAUGGUCAGUUAAGCCCUGCUAAGAGUGAAACUGAUAGUGACUAACAUGUUGUAAGUGAAUGUAUAGCUCAGAGCGAGUGAGAGAACUGGAUUGUCUUCUAAUUGCGCUUAAUCCUGCCAUUGACUAGAUAGCAGCACUUAGGGUUCAGCUGUAUGUACACUAAGCCAAAUUCUGCCUAGAUGAAAUCCCCCAUGCUUAAGUCCAAUGAAGUUGCAGAAAUGCCCAUUAAGAAAGUGCUUGGGUGACAGUCUGUAUCACGCUGUCUCCAAUGUUGAAAAAUUCCGCUGAAGGGUGCAGAAUGAACCCCUUGUGCCCAAGCAAAACCCAUUAGUUUUAGUGGGUCUCUUUAAAAACAUAAGGUUCUCCAAUGCAAAUCACAUCAUAACAUCAAGGCCUUAGCACUCCCCAGACUACAUGGAAGCAAGAUUUUCAUUUGAGCUUUGCAGGUGGCCACUGUGUCUAAAAUAGGCUGAAUCACAAAGGCCUAUGUCUCAACAUCAAGAAAGUUUGCAUCUGGAGCCCUAGGCCCUAGUCUGGCAUGUAGGAUGGCCCUGCUCUGGCAUGUGGGUUGAAAUCCUAAGCCCCUGCAGAGGCUUCCUGAGGCCUGUAUGCUUCUAGACAGACUCAAGGGUCCACACAGCAGAUCUGUAUGUGAGAUAAAAGCCACACGUUGUGAGCUCUCAUCUGUUUCUCAUUAACAAGUAAGAGUUAGGGGUAUCAACUGCUGAAUCCUUCUCUUUACAGCUUAUGUCAUUUAUACUGAUUGCGAGCAUCCCUUUGUCCAACCAAAACCAUCCUAGCGCAUAACAUGUUUAGUGGGAUUGCCAGAGAUUUAUUUAUAAAUGGUCUUUUUCUUUCACUCAGCUCGCUUUGCAAGGUAACCAAUGGGGAAGCAAAGGAAACAUACGCCUUAGAGAUCAAAAAAAAGAAGUAUUAGAAGUGUCAUUACUCUACCCUACUUUAUAAUAUUUUUAUUUCAUAGUAACCAAUCCAAAUAAUACUUUAAUAAAAACACCUCUCAAAUGCUUGUUAUAACAAAAAUAUGUGUUACUUGGGCCUGGCCUGUUAAACCCGAACUGUAUUACUCUAUACAUGUGUGCUACUGUUUACAUAAUUGCAUCAUACUGUGAUUCCCCUCGUACUGCAAUCUCUUCCUAUGAUUUCAGUUUCUCCAUAAAACAUACAUCAUACUACUCGAAGGAUGAUAUGAAUAGUAACUACAAUUCACAAUGGCCUUUAAUCAAUGUCAGUUUGAUUCUUUUGAUAC